CGACUUUGUUAUAUUGCGCAUGCCCAUUAAAAAACAAAAAAUGGCGCUGUGUAUGUUCAGACUUAGAAGUGUUGUAUAAUAAAUUGAGUAGAUUGACCGACAUUAUAUAAGGAAGAAGAUAUGGCCACUGGCAAUAUCAAUAGACAAACUUCAAUGCAAACUGACGAGGUCCUGGAUAACUGGAGGGACAGCAAAUCACUAGCAGGAUGCGCUGAGCAGUAUUUAAUGAAAGGUUUGAUGUCAGACGUAACGUUCAUUUUCAAAAAAGAUGGUGACAAGAAGCUUACGGCCCACAGACUUAUACUGAGCAUGCGCAGUGAGGUAUUUGAAGCGAUGUUCUUUGGACCAAUGGCAGAUCACCAUAGUGAGAUUGACGUUGAAGAUAUCAAUCAAGAUAUAUUUGAUUUGAUGUUAAGGUAUAUCUAUACAGAUGAAGUAGAUCUGAAGGGAGACACAGUUCUAAAAUGCCUGUAUGCUGCAAGGAAGUAUUGUCUUAGAGGACUUGUAAAAAUUUGCUCAGACUUUCUGGAAAAUUCUAUUACCACCGACAAUGUAUGCACACUUUACGAGCAAGCUAAAUUCUUUGAUGUUGAAGAACUGAAGGUAAGGUGUUACAAGUUUAUUACUGAAAAUUCGGGAGAGGUUUUUCUGAGCGAGGACAUCCAGAAAUUAUCUUACGAAAGCCUGCUGGCCAUAUUGACAGACGACAAGCUGCAUAGUGAGGAGAUGGUUCAGUUUGAAAUGGCACUAAGAUGGGCCGAUGGAAAAUGUCAGUCAGAAAAUUUUGAGACUUCUUUUGAAAACAAAAGGAAAAUACUCGGAGAAGUUAUUGAGAAGAUUCGCUUUCCUACGAUUCCUCCAGAUGUAUUUGUUAAGAAAGUUGUCCCCACAAAGAUAUUGCUUCCAGAGGACCAAAUGCAACUACUUCAGUUUAUGGUUACCAUGACAACAGAGACACCUGGGUAUGUUGGGAAAUUCAUCUCGUACCCUCGCCAUAAUUCCCUUACAAUCAACCUGCAAAAUAUUGGGUGUCUGAGCAUAAGUCAGUCUUACGGUGAGAGCUUCAGUCUGACGAGCAAUUUUGAUAUUGCCUUGCUUGAGUUUUCAGCUGUAUCGGCACGGUUUCUGUCCUGCAAAAUCGUCUGUAAGGAGGACAGAAGUCUAAAUAAAAUUCUGAAAUUUGAUGAGUUCGACUAUAGAGAUAAAGGCGGUUUUGUAAAACCAGCAAAAGGCAAUAACAUAAUACUUUCUGCAAAUAAGCACUAUCAGUUCACGUUCCAACAUGAUAACUACGCGCCUGGUGGAGCGCCUUUAAAUACGAUGCGCACAAUGAAUCAUGUCGUGAAAUUUGGUGAAUUAUCAGUCACCGUUGAAGAGAUGCCACUAAACAUCAAUACUGUCAGAUUUUGUAGAGUUUAAAUUUUAAACACACGUGAUAACCGUGCUUUUCACUUUAAUUUGAUCUGUUUUUGCCAAAAAGAUAUGUGCAAAAAGCAUAUCGAUGCACAUGUUCGAUGUUAGUGUAAGGCGUGCGAGUACAUGUAGAUAUGUGCUUUUUUUCAAACUGUAAGGAAACAAAAAUGAAAUGUUUAUAUAGACACAAAAUAUUAUAUUUUUACAUAUAAUAUCUCUUAUUGCUAUAACAUAUAAAGGUAAUUGUAUAUUUCCAAAUGCUCUCAGCAUUUAUUUUGUUGUUUUUAGAUAGAAUUGUGUUAGGAAUUAGUAUGUUAUGUAUAAAGUUUAUUGUAAGCUAG
This is a messenger RNA of Mercenaria mercenaria, 1754 nucleotides long. RefSeq names its product BTB/POZ domain-containing protein 3-like. The transcript has 3 exons. Gene Ontology annotation, cellular component: cytosol. Bases 121 to 1419 code for a protein of 432 amino acids. Gene Ontology annotation, biological process: neurogenesis. The record is from RefSeq and is a predicted model, not a curated record. Gene Ontology annotation, molecular function: protein binding. NCBI's taxonomy places the organism in Eukaryota, Metazoa, Mollusca, Bivalvia, Venerida, Veneridae.